Messenger RNA from Myripristis murdjan (pinecone soldierfish), 5310 nucleotides. It is a transcript of the gene chl1b, whose product is annotated as cell adhesion molecule L1-like b. The record is from RefSeq and is a predicted model, not a curated record. Gene Ontology annotation, cellular component: plasma membrane; axon. Gene Ontology annotation, molecular function: cell-cell adhesion mediator activity. The transcript is spliced from 27 exons. NCBI's taxonomy places the organism in Eukaryota, Metazoa, Chordata, Actinopteri, Holocentriformes, Holocentridae. Gene Ontology annotation, biological process: cell-cell adhesion; axon guidance; brain development. The coding region runs from base 438 to 3947 and encodes 1169 amino acids.
CACGGUUUUUCCUCGUUGCCAUGGGUUUUUUUCUAAAAUCCUAUUGACUGCGAUAGGGUCCCUUUUCUCUGAGUCUGCCUUUGUGGAGGAGGAGGAAGAAACCGCUAUUACUUUUUCUUUUUUUUUUUUUUUUUUUUUUAAGAGGGGGGGGGAGCGGUAGUAGCAUCCAAAGGAGAGGAGGUUUUGUAGUUUAGAGCAACUGCACAGGAAAGCGUAGCGUUCAGCCUGCCUUAUUUGCUCUCUCAUCCAGCGGUGGAGAAAAUUCAACUUUUUUUUCGUAUUUUUUUUUUUUCUUAUGAACGCUUGUCACGACAUGAGUUGCAGCAGCUGAAGGUCCUGAGUGUUCAGCGUGCCAUAGAGAUGAACUGAGGAGACACAAGAGAGCAGCACUCGUUUCUUUCUUCAGGAACUCCCAUAUCGCUGUCUGCCGUGGAGCCAUGAGGUUGCAUAGGAGCCCGGGAUUUGUCACCCUGCUGGGCGUGGUCACCUGUUUUUGUGCCUUUCACCUCUCUACUGCCAUUGACAUCCCGCUGGAGGUUUUAGGUCAUGUAAACAUUGAGCAGCUGCCCACCAUCACAGCUCAGUCGCCCAGCUCUGUCAUUGCCUUUCCCUUCGACGAGAGCUUCCCCAUGACGUGUGAAGCCAAAGGGAAUCCCGAGCCAGAAUUUCGAUGGACAAAGAACGGGCAGGAAUUUGACCCCUUUCUAGAGCCCCGGCUGAUGAAAGAGGAGGAUUCUGGGACUUUUGUGAUACCCAAUAAUGGGAAUCUCACUGAGUAUCAGGGAACCUAUCGCUGUUACGCCUCAAACAAACUGGGGACUGCCAUAUCAGAGGAGAUAGAGUUCAUUGUGCCCAAUGUUCCAAAGUUUCCUAAAGAAAAGUUUGAACCUAUCAUAGUUGAGGAGGGUCAGCCUUUCAUCCUAGAGUGUAACCCACCUAAAGGCAUACCUCCUCUUCAGAUCUACUGGAUGACUAUCGGUCUUCAGCAUAUAGAGCAGGAUGAGCGGGUGUCUAUGGGCUUGAAUGGAGACCUGUACUUCUCUCAUGCAGAGGAGAAGGACAGCAGGAGAGAUUACUGCUGCUUUGCUGCCUUCCCCAGAAUACGGACCAUUGUUCAAAAGACUGCCAUGUCUGUCAUUGUCAAGACCAAAAAAUCAAAAAGUGACACGGGUUCUGAGGAUGCCAAUGCUAUCUUGGAGAGAAAACCCCGUCUUAUGACACCCCCUGGUGUCCGAUCAGAUGUACAGCUGGUUAAAGGAGAGGACCUGCAGUUGGAGUGCAUUGCAGAGGGAUUUCCAACUCCGCAGAUCGAGUGGAAAAAGAUAGGUCUCAAGCUUCCCGAAAAAGCAAAGCUGGAGAACCAUGGGAAAUUACUUACUAUACCAAGAGCCGAUGAGGAGGAUGCUGGGAAGUAUACGUGCAAGGCCAAGAACCUGCUCGGAGAGGCUGCCCACCAUUUCACAGUCACAGUAGAAGAGCCUCCGGAGUGGGAGUACGAGCCGGAGAGUCAGCUCACUAUGAUUGGCUCAGAGGUGCUUAUCAAGUGCUCCGCCACUGGGACUCCUCAGCCCACUAUAACAUGGAGGGUGAAUGGAAUACCUCUAGAGGAGGCCCCAGCAUCCAACAGAAAGGAGUUUGAUGAUACCAUAGCCCUGCACAAUGCCAAAGCAUCUGACAGUGCAGUCUAUCAGUGUGAGGCGUCCAACAGACACGGCACCCUUCUGGCCAAUGCAAACAUCAUGAUUAUGAAUCUCCCCCCCAUGAUCUUGACCAAGGAGGGUGAGGAGUACUUUGCUGUGGAGGGGAAGGGGGUGAUCAUGCACUGUAAGGUCUUCAGCUCUCCUCCCUCUACUAUCACCUGGAGCAAGGAUGACUCCUCGGGAUCUGUGGAGGGGCCGAGGUUUACUGUUUAUGAGAAUGGAUCGUUGGAAAUCUACAGUGUGGAGAAAGAAGACCUGGGACAGUACACGUGUUUCACGAAGAACACUGAGGGAACGUCCGCUAUCGAUGCCAUGCUAUAUGUGAAAGAUCCCACUAGAAUAGUUGUGGCCCCAGAGGACCUGCAGAUCUUAAUAGGUACCACAGCCCAGCUCUCAUGCCUGGCAGAGUACGACAAGUCCUUCAGCAACGACUUUGAGCUCCUGUGGGAAAAAGAUGAUAUGGAGAUAGCCCUCAACUACACAGAGAAUUCAAAGUAUUUGGUGGAGGACGGUAUCCUUCAGAUCAUCAACAUAAGCCACAGGGACCAAGGCGUGUACACGUGCGUGGCAAGAACUCCAGUAGACCAAGACACUGCUUCAGCAUUGCUCAUGGUGUUGGAUGUCCCCGAUGCACCUGAGAACUUGGUACUGUCUGAACACAAGGGCAGAAGUGUGAAACUGAAAUGGAUCCCCGGGGAUGAACACAACAGCUCAACCACUGAGUUCAUUAUCGAGUAUGAAGAAAGCCAGUGGGAGCCGGGAAACUGGAAAGAGCUGCUGAGAGUACCUGGGAACCAUGCCUCAGCCACCCUGAAACUACAUGGCCAUGUCGACUAUCGCUUCCGUGUGUCUGGUGUCAACGCUGUAGGGAGGGGUCAUCCCAGCAAGCCCACAGAGAGAUACAGAACCCCCCCAGCAGCCCCUGACAAGAACCCUGAAAAUAUCAAAAUCGAAGGUCAUUUGCCACAUGAAAUGGAUAUCAACUGGGAGCCGUUGUUACCCAUCGAACAUAAUGGCCCUGGUCUUGAGUAUAAGGUGAGUUACAGGCGACAGGAUGUGGAGGAGGACUGGCAGGAGCACAUGGUGAAGAGACACUCAUUUGUGGUGAAGGAUACUCCCACCUUUGUACCCUACGAGAUCAAGAUUCAAGCCAAGAACCAUCAGGGCUGGGGCCCAGAGCCCAAAAUAGUGACCGGCUACUCAGGAGAAGACUUUCCCUCUGCUGCGCCCGAUGAUGUAGCUGUGGAGGUGAUGAACAGCUCAGUGGUCAAGGUCAGCUGGACGCGUGUACACAAGGACAAGUUGCAUGGACAUCUGGGAGGCUACAGGGUAAACUGGUGGCGUCUGCGGAGUCUGGCGGAUUCGAAGAAAAGCCACGGAGACAAGCAUACACUGACGUUCCCCGGGGACCGGAGCCAUGCUAUGGUACCGGGACUAAUGCCCUUCUCUGAGUACAGCCUCAUUGUCAUGACCUUCAACGGGCGGGGCAACGGACCCGGCAGCCAUCCCGUCAACUUCAAAACCCCAGAGGGAGUCCCUGAGAAAAAUCCUGUUUUCAGGGUUACAGAUGUACAGAAGCAUAGUGUCUCUCUGGCCUGGGCUCCUCCAGUGGAGCCUAAUGGGAUUCUCACCGGCUACCUCCUGGAUUAUCAGAUGAUCAACGACACAGAAGAGGUGGGGACUCUGCAGACAGUAGACAUCAGCAACCCUGACACCACCAAGUGGAUCCUACGUGACUUGGAGGCCAUGAGCAAAUACAAGGUUUAUCUGCGCUCCUGCACCACAGUGGGCUGCGGACCUGUUGUCAGCGAGGAGUGCACCACCACACCACAAGCACGUCUGGCCAGCAUCCACGGAGGAAUAUCCACCCAGGGCUGGUUUAUCGGCCUGAUGUGUGCCAUCGCUCUCCUCACACUCAUUGUGUUGAUCGCCUGCUUUGUCAACAGGAAUAAAGGAGGGAAGUAUUCUGUGAAAGAGAAAGAAGACCUUCACCCAGACGUGGAGUCCCAGGGUAUGAAUGACGACACAUUCUGUGAAUACAGUGACAACGAUGAGAAGCCGCUGAAGGGCAGCCAGCACUCUCUGAGCGGAGAGAUCAAAGCUGGGGACAGCGGGGACAGCUUGGUGGACUAUGGCGAUGAGGACGCGCAGUUCAACGAGGAUGGUUCCUUUAUCGGGGAGUAUGCUGGACGCAAGGAGAAGAGGGUGUCCGCUGAGAUCAAAGGCUCCGUUCAAACCCCAGCAUGAGGAGUGGAACCACCAUCCAUCCUUCCUGGACACCAUUGUCAUUAAAUCUGCUGGGAGGAACAAAUACAGGAGGAAAAAGACAUUAUCCAUACUGAGCACAGUUUUUGUGUCAAAUGUAAUGUGUCACUGUCAACUGCACUGCCAUCUUCAUUUUAUAAAGUUCUGUUUUAUCAAGUUGUAACAGAAUGGCCAUUACUAAAUACUGUGUGUAUAUACUGUAUAUUGUAUGUGUGAAGUGAUUUUUUAUUACUGCAAAAACAAUGAAGAAAAUUGGUAGAGCUUUUUUUUUUUUGUAAAUGCAGCUACAGUAAUGUUUGUAAGAAUGUUAAGAAGCAACAAGGAAAAAAAAAAACAUACACCAUUCCUCCGUGUACUUCAUUUUAAGCAGCUUUGUCUCAGAUGUCAUCUUGUAGCAGACAACAGAUCUAAUGUGGGGAUAUCAAGCUGAUAUUUUUCAAUUGAAGCAAAUAUUAUUGACAUUUUAUAUUUCAAAUGGAUUCAUUAAAUAUGAUGUAAGAUGUGUAAAAAAGGUUGUUUAUUAACUUAUUUUCCCAUGGUUUUAUAUCUUACAUACUGUAAUAACAAGGCAGGUUAGAUACUGGUUAAAUGAACAUCAUACACAUCUCUUCUGAGUCAUAAUCUACUGGUGAUGCUGGAUGGUGAUAUUUUAGGUGUUGUGCCUCUUUAAAAAGUAAAAACAAUAGACAGUGUAUGUUACAAAUCUAAAUCAGUGUUUACAGCAAGAAAUGUCAAAAUAUUGCAUUAUUAUAUAUCUGACCUGGGAUGAAUGGAAUCCAAUACAGAUUGCUUUUUUUCUUUAAUUAUAACUUGUAAAAUUAUUCACUGGACCAAAACAAAAGAGUCACUUUGCCUUCAGAAUGUACUGAAUAUUAAGUUGAAUAAUUUAUUUGACUUCAUAGACUGAAUACUGAUAUUACUAUACUGCCGUUGCCAUUAACCAUCAUUUCAAGGCAUGACAAAUUAUAUUUUUCCUUCAUUUUCCCCCUAGAAACAUGUCUGAGUAAUCCAACAUGUAGUCAUGUUUUCAUUCAAAAGUAACUGAUUACAGUGUUGUAUAGUAACCAUAAGAAGGUAUGGAUUUCUUUAUGGACAGAUUACUGUAAUCUGGUUGCAUGUAAUCUGUCAUUAUUCAGUGCUGGUAGUGGCAGUAGUGUUUAAUCGAUGUUACAUCAGUCUUAACAAGACCCUGCAUAUCACCGCAGCUACACUGGCAUACAAAACAUGAUUACCAUGUUGUUCAACAAUAAUUUACACCACAAUCAGCUAAAUUGCAGCUUUUGUAAAGAUUCAUUUAUUGCAUGUUAAGAAUGUUGAUUGGUGUUUUUGAUGUCAUUAAAUUACU